Messenger RNA from Saccharomycopsis crataegensis, 1668 nucleotides. It is a transcript of the gene CTR86, whose product is annotated as Ctr86p. Gene Ontology annotation, cellular component: cytosol. The transcript has a single exon. Lineage: Eukaryota; Fungi; Ascomycota; Saccharomycetes; Ascoideales; Saccharomycopsidaceae. The coding region runs from base 1 to 1668 and encodes 555 amino acids. The record is from RefSeq and is a predicted model, not a curated record.
AUGGCCAUUGACUGGAUUAAAAUUUUUGAUGACCUUGCAAAAGAAACCUCCGAGGAUUUCCUUGGUGGUGACUUACAAGAUGGCCAUUUUGCACGCCAUUUCCAAGAGUUAGCCAGAUUGAUCGGUGCCACUUCUGAUCUAGAUAAUCAGGAAUUGAGAAACCAGUUUAUCUCCCAAAAUCCGGAGGUUUUCGAAAAAAUUGAAGGGGUUAUCGAAAAUAGUCACAGUAUUCUGGCAGAUGAUAUAAAUCUCACCACAAAGCUACGGCUUCUCAGAGGAUUUAUCUUGUUACUAAGGAACAUAUUAGUAAUUGAUAACCAACAGCAACUGAUCAAGGAUUAUGGAGAAUUAUGUGACAAUUUAAUCAGAUUGCACAAAAUAGUAUUGAAGAGUCUUAUAUUUGUUACAAAAUCUUUCCAUGAAACCAAUAUUGUUGAUGCCAGCUUCUUUAUUUCAAAAUUGGUGCCAUGCUAUUUGCAGUGUCUCACAAACUUAUCAGGGAAUUUCAAAAACGCAGUUAUCCAACAAAUUAACCCGGAAAAUGUUGUCUAUUCGGAAAAACCUGAGGAUUAUCAUCUCAUCAUCCAGUAUAUCACCGAACUAUUCCAGUUGAACACGACUCAUUCGUUCUUUAGCCCUGAAAACCAUGAAAAUUAUAACUUGUUGCUAAUUUAUUUAAACCAUUUCAUUGUGAACAACUAUAGCAUUUUUAAUCACGAAUUAAGAAAUUUUAGCGAAGAUGAGGUCACAAAUGGGUUUUUGUACCACUUGUUGAAUAAUGAAUCACCAGAGAUAGUUGAAGCGCUAAGUGAAUGGUUUAUCGAGCUUCAUGAUGAGCUUCAUUAUGGGGGUGAUGACGAAGAUAAAAUUGUGGAAAUUAAGCAAGAAUCAGCCGACAAGAAUCAGACGUUUGUAACUUUUUCAUCUAUUUUCAAAAAUAUAAUCAUUCAUGAAAGUUUUGGCAAGUUUUUCACCAUUAAUAGACCUAACAAGAAAAUGUCAACUAACUUGAUUCUUAUCUCCCAGAUCCUUUUAACCAACUUCUCUAAUCUCUCCAAUUUGAAGUUAGUGAUAAUUCUCACCUGGUUGAUGAAUUUCUACGAAUCAUUGUUGGCAGAAGCCACUGAAUAUUUUGAUCAACCAGGCAAUGUUGUGGAUGUCAAAUCAUUGAAUGAUAGUUUAUUCAUGGUAUUGGAUAUCUUCACCAGUCUAUUGACAUACGACUAUUCCAUUCAAUAUUUGAAUAAUUACACAUUCUUAACCAAGCUCAUUGAUUUGUUGAAGUUAUUACAAAAGCAUGUCCAGCCCAUCUCAAAACUUUCGUUGGCUACCAAAGCCGCUCAUUUGCCAUCCCAGUUUCCUAAUUUGAAGAAACUAUUGAUAGAGAAUAUAACAUACUUAGUUUCCAAGAAUUUUGACAACCAAGAACUUGUCAGAACAUCGCACGCCUUAGAGAUUGUGUUGUCCAAUUGUAUUAUAGACCAAUUGAAUCCUUACAUCAAAGAGACCGCGAUUAUUUGUAUCCGAUACUUGUUGGAAGACAAUAAAGAGAACCAAGAUUUUGUCAGAAAGCUAGAAGCGAAGAAGGUUGUCAAUGAGGACGAGUUGAAAGAUAAAGGGGUUGAAUUGGAACUUGUUGAUGGCAAAGUGCAAUUCAAGAAGAAUUGA